Molecule: messenger RNA, 471 nt
Organism: Suillus subalutaceus
Lineage: Eukaryota; Fungi; Basidiomycota; Agaricomycetes; Boletales; Suillaceae
Exons: 5
Coding region: 1-471 (156 amino acids)
Source: RefSeq, a predicted model, not a curated record
AUGCCUUUUUCCACCGAUGGAGUGUAUCAUAUCAGAAACACCGGCAGAAACCUCAUGCUCGACCUGACGGGCAACAGGACCACUGAAGGCAACCAGAUCCAAGGCUACACCCCAAAUGACAGCACGGCUCAACAGUGGGUGAUCAAGAGACAAAACGAGCCAGGGUCCGCCAACAUGACUGUCAGCAUUCAGUCCAACAACGAAGGCAACAAUGGUAAUGGAUGCUUUGCUACUGCGAGUGAGGAUUCGGAUGAACCAGUCAUUUAUACCAGGCAGGCGUUUCUCAUUAACCUUGUUGGACGCGCGGACAACACUUUUACUAUGUGCUAUACUCUCGGGAACAAGGACCUGGUGCUAUCUAUUCCAAGUGCAAAGGACGGUGCAGUGAAACUCGAGAAUUACGAGAAAUCAAGUGCCCGCCAGCAGUGGGAACUCACCCGGGUUUCUAAUCUCCAGCCAAUUGGCAACUAG